Messenger RNA from Ostreococcus tauri, 732 nucleotides. RefSeq names its product Phosphoribosyltransferase domain. Gene Ontology annotation, molecular function: adenine phosphoribosyltransferase activity. The record is from RefSeq and is a predicted model, not a curated record. The coding region runs from base 1 to 732 and encodes 243 amino acids. NCBI's taxonomy places the organism in Eukaryota, Viridiplantae, Chlorophyta, Mamiellophyceae, Mamiellales, Bathycoccaceae. The transcript is spliced from 2 exons.
AUGGUCGUUCGCGUGCGAGAACUCGGAUCGAAUCAUUUUUGCGUCGACCAAACCGACCCGCGCGCGGUGCGCAUCGCGAAAUCCCUCCCGUGGUACGGCCCGAAGUACUCCCCGCACGAUGUGCCGUCGUUUUACGACGUCUCCGGGAUCACGGAGAACCCGGAGGCGUUCAGGGAGGUGAUCGAAGUGUUCGUCGAGCGGUACCGGGCGCAGGGCGCGGACGGACCGACGCACGUGGCGGGAUUCGACGCGCGCGGAUUCUUGUUCGGACCAUCGAUCGCUAUGGCGCUGAACAUUCCGUUCGUGAUGAUACGCAAGGCUGGAAAGCUGCCGGGGGUGUUGGUGUCGAGCGGGAAGUACGUCACGGAGUAUUCGACGGAUGAGACGGUGAUGCGGCUCGGAAGCGUGCGCGAAGGGGAUCGCGUGGUGUUGAUCGACGAUUUGAUCGCCACGGGUGGGACCGCGAUCGCUGGAUUUAACUUGGUGGAUCAACUCGGGGCGAAGGUGCACGAAUUCGCGGCCAUGGUGAGCUUGCCGUUUCUGGACGGGGUGAAGAAGAUUCACGAGUACGCCGACGGUAAAUUCGCCGACGUGCCGUGCUUCACCGUCGUCGACGACUCCACGAUCGGGGCGGACAUGGGUCGCGAUCCACCGGAAGGAACGCCCCGGAUCGUUCCCGCGAGCGAUGCCGCGAGAGUGCUCGCCGAGAUCGACGCCGCGCGCUCCGCGUGA